UUUUAGAACCAUUCUUAUCUGUCAAAAGUGUCAAACCAACUGGCGUAUAGAGAAGAAAUUCUUAUCUGUUACCUGUCACUUGCUCACACAUACGUUUGACAUGUGUGAAAGAUUAGGUUAAACAUAAGAUUAAGAGAUAAACAACGAUGACGCAAGAAAUAAAGAAAACGAAGAAAAAAAGCAUACAGAAGGAAAAUUUAAUUUCUAAAGAAGAAAGCAAGAUUGUGGAAAAGCCGACCAAACCUGCUGAACUGAAAUAUGGACCUGUUGUAUCUUUUCCAUAUCAAAGAGUAUGGUCCAGAUGCAUUCUAAUACUGGGAGUAUUAUUAAUAGUUUGGUAUAAUAGCAGACAGGCCAAGGAAGUAUCUUUAGCAAAGCAGAAAGAUGUACUGGUAAGUCGUGCACAGAAUGUUGAGUGCUCUGUGGAUUAUAAAGAAGAAUUAGAAAAAUACCCUGGCUGUGUACCAGAAAAAUGUGGCAGAGUUGUUACCGAUAAACUUGUCUCGACAACAGAGGUAGAUGUUUUACUGAAGUUAGCAAAAGACGGAUUAGAUUUGGCCGGAUCUGAUGGCGGCGCAAGUAUUUUGGAUCUUCAUUCUGGCGCUCUCAGCAAGGGGCAGGGCUUUAUCAAUAUCUAUAAACAAUCAGCAGCAAAGAAGUUAUUUAAUAAUAUGGAUUUAGCAAUUUAUAGGGUAGUAAAAACGAAAAUACAACAUGCAGUAGCACACAAUUUUGGGGUAGAUAUAAAUAAAAUUUAUUUAACCAAACCUACGUUUUUUUCACGAAUAACUAAUAAACCUGCGAGAACUAUACAUGACGAAUAUUGGCACCCACAUGUUGAUAAGGAGACAUAUGAAUCGUUUCAUUAUACAUCACUGCUAUAUUUAAAUGAUUAUGAGAAAAAUUUUGAAGGUGGUAGGUUUAUAUUCAUUGACAAAAAUAAUGUCAAUACAACUAUAGAACCAAGAAAAGGCAGAGUCUCGAUUUUUACUUCAGGAAGUGAAAAUUUACAUCUAGUUGAAAAAGUAAAAUCUGGUACCCGUUAUGCUUUAACAGUCUCUUUCACGUGUGAUAAAAAUGCCGCAAUAUCAGACUCACAUUUUACUGAUGCAUUAAAUUAAAAUGUCUAACUAACAUUAUUUAUAUUAACUAUAUUGCUCUUUCAGUCAUCAAGUAUAUAAGAUUCCAUUAUUCAUUAAAUCAUAUCAUACUAUAUUAUAAAAAAGUAUAGUUUGUUUGUUCCAUUGUUCGGAAUAAUUUCAGAAACUACAGAAUCGAUUUGAAAAAGUCUUUCAAUAGUGGAUAACUUGGAUCUUCCUUAAUAACAUAGGCUAUAUAUUAUUGUGCUACAACGUCUAAAAGCCGGGCAACAAAGAACAUGCUGAGCAUGAGGAAAAAAUGCCAUCUAGUAAUUUAUAUAAAAAAAAAUGACUAAAAAAAAUUAUAUAAGUCACUGAUUUUUUUCUUUUUAUAAAUUUUGUUAGCUUCACAAAAUCGAGUAGUAAUAGUAAUAGUAUUAAAGAAAAAAAUAUUGCUUAUAUAAGUUUAGUUUCGAAAAUUUAUUUGUCUAAAUAAUCAGAGAGUUGGGAACAUAAACAUAUUGCAUAUAAAUUUGCAUUAUUAACUUGUACGUAUAAUAUAUACUUACGACUAGUAAGUGUGUACAUUUUCAAGAUAUGAUAUACAAUAUGCUAAAUCUGUUAAAUUAAUAAAAAUACACAGUAUAAAUUUUUUUAUGCCAAACUUUUAAUUGUUAAUGGAAUGAAACACAAAAUAAAUUACAUAUUGUGCAGUUAAUCUUGGAAUAUUUCUCUCUUUAUCGCUAAUUAUAUUUUAAUAAUAUAAUGCGAAAAGUUGAAGAGCCAAUAAUUAAGAACUGCAUUAAGCAAUGCUUUGAUAUCUUGUCGUUGUUAUUUACAAUUUCAUCACGAUAUUGUGAUGAUGUGUAUAUGUGUGUGUGUAUAUGUGUGUGUAUAUAUGUGUGGUGAGAAGAAGCACUGCAAAGACUCCAUUAAAUGCUAGAAAUAACGAGAUCAACUCGCUAAAAAUCAAAGUAUCAUUAAUUACUAAAUGGAAAGAAAUUAAACUUAAUAUAAUUUAAAUAAAUAGAUACGCACGCAUUCAAUUCGUAUCCACUUUGGAAAUAUCACGAAAAAGCUUAUACAGUCUUAAAACAAGUUACUGAUCCCAUAUACUUAAAAUUAUAUAAGAAAACUUAUUGUAUUUAAUUUAAAAUAAUUAUAUUUAAUUAAAUAAAUUGUAUUAAAUUUAUUAAUUAAUUAAUAAUAAAGGAAGUACUGAUAUACCAUUUUAAAAAGCUGUGUCAUCUUAUCUCAUGCAUUUCUUGUUGUAUGUCAGUUUUGUAUGUUUUGCUUGCUUGCGAAUGCAAAGAAUUUUCUGACUUGUAAUAUUGGAGAGCAUAUUAUAAAAGGUAUAUAUGUAAAAGAUUCCUAUGUAAAGUCACUUUAUACAACGCGAAAUCUUUCUGUUACAUUGCAGCAACAUAGUGCAAAGAAUUAACGAUCAUAUGAUUAUCUGAUAAAAUAUAUCUACAAUGUUUCUUGUGAAAAUUAAGUUCUAACGACAUCGCGCUAUACCAUGAAACAUUGUCUUGGGCGUAAUAAAAUUUUUACAUGGAUUCUAGUUUUACUUUAUACGCUUCAUCUUCUUAACACACGUUCUCUCGCGUUCUGCAAAUUACGCUUGCAAAAAACU
Cataglyphis hispanica is the source of this 2715-nucleotide messenger RNA. Its product is annotated as 2-oxoglutarate and iron-dependent oxygenase domain-containing protein 3-like. The transcript is spliced from 5 exons. Gene Ontology annotation, molecular function: L-ascorbic acid binding; oxidoreductase activity, acting on paired donors, with incorporation or reduction of molecular oxygen; iron ion binding. Lineage: Eukaryota; Metazoa; Arthropoda; Insecta; Hymenoptera; Formicidae. The record is from RefSeq and is a predicted model, not a curated record. Bases 147 to 1121 code for a protein of 324 amino acids. Gene Ontology annotation, cellular component: membrane.